AUGAAACCCGAGUCAUACGACUAUGUCAUUUGCGGCGCUGGGUCAGCCGGUUGUGUUCUUGCCAACAAGCUGAGCGCUGAUCCGCAUAACCGUGUAUUGCUGCUGGAAGCCGGCCCGAUGGAUCGCAAUCUGAUGAUCCAUAUUCCGGCUGGUGUCUAUUCUGCCUACAAGAAUCCCCGCAUUAACUGGAACUAUAAAACUGAAGACGAACCGCAGUUAGACGACCGCAAUAUCGAUAUGCCCAGGGGCAAGGUUAUUGGUGGUUCGUCGUCGAUUAAUUCCAUGGUAUAUAUGCGCGGCCACCCGGCGAACUACGACCGCUGGGCGAGCGAGUAUGGCCUGGACCAAUGGCGCUUUGAACACUGCCUGCCGUACUUUAAAGCCGGAGAGUCUAGCGACCGUGGUGAAGAUGAGUGGCGUGGCGCUGAUGGGCCGCUGGGAGUGAGUCAGUGCGACCUUGAUAACCCGCUGAUUGAUGCCUUUCUGGCGUCGGGUGAGCAGGCCGGACAAGGUCGCUCAGAGGAUUUAAACGGUUUCCAACCCGAGGGUGUUUCGCGCUUGGACUGCACCAAGAGAAACGGCCGCCGCUGCAGUGCUGCAGUGGCUUUUCUGCAUCCGGUGAUGCACCGUAAGAACCUGACACUUAAAACCGGCGCGAUGGCGAGACGGAUUGUGAUUGAACAAGGUCGCGCAGUGGGCAUUGAGUACCAGAUAAAGGGUGCGGUGCACGUUGCCCUUGCAGAAGCGGAGGUUGUUCUCUCUGGCGGUGCAAUCAAUUCCCCGCAGUUAAUGAUGGUUUCCGGCAUUGGCCCUGCGGACCAUUUACGCUCUGUGGGAAUAGAGCCGCUAAUUGAUUUACCCGGCGUUGGCCGCAACCUGCAAGAUCAUCCCACGGUGAUUAUGCAGGUCGCCUCCACCAAGCCGGUGAGCAUCGACUGGAUUGAAACGCCCCAUCGAAAGCUGAUGGCUGGCGCGCAGUGGAUGCUUACUCGCAAAGGCGUGGCGAGCUCUACAAUCUGGGAAGCGGGUGGUUUUGUUUUUGGAAACCGUGCGCAUCGCUAUCCCAAUUUGCAGUAUCACUUUGCGCCGGUGGGGUUUCGUUAUGAAGGGAACAGGAUGCGACUCAAUCAGGCGUUUGUGAUUCACAUUGAUCAAUUGCGACCGACCAGCCGUGGUCGAAUCGACCUGAAAUCCUCUAACCCGUUCGACAAGCCGGCGUUGCACUUUAACUAUUUGCAGACUGAAAACGAUCGUCGCGAACUGAUCGAAGGCAUCAAAGCCGCUCGUGAACUGAUUCGACAGCCGGCGUUUGACGCGUUGCGCGGAGCGGAGAUCUUGCCAGGGAAGGGGGCCACCAGUGAUGCGGAUAUUCUGGCAUUUAUCCGCAGCGCUACGGAAACAGACUAUCACCCGUGCGCAACCUGCCGUAUGGGAACUGACGAAAUGGCGGUGGUCGACGCCGAGCUGCGCGUGCAUGGCGUUGAGGGAUUGCGGGUUGUCGAUGCCUCGGUGAUGCCGGAGAUUAUCAGUGCUAACCUCAACGCGCCGACCCAAAUGAUCGCGGCACGGGCGGCGGACUUUGUUCUGGGGAACCAGCAGCGGCACCCUGUCAGCGCACGCUACCAUUUCAUGGAACGCUAG
Messenger RNA from Nerophis lumbriciformis (worm pipefish), 1641 nucleotides. Lineage: Eukaryota; Metazoa; Chordata; Actinopteri; Syngnathiformes; Syngnathidae. The record is from RefSeq and is a predicted model, not a curated record.